Dermatophagoides pteronyssinus (European house dust mite) is the source of this 471-nucleotide messenger RNA. RefSeq lists its product as uncharacterized. The record is from RefSeq and is a predicted model, not a curated record. NCBI's taxonomy places the organism in Eukaryota, Metazoa, Arthropoda, Arachnida, Sarcoptiformes, Pyroglyphidae.
UCCUAAGUUUUUCAGUUUUUUUUGCCUGUGAAAAAUCCAAAGAAGAAAAAAGAAAAAACACUUAUUGAUUGAAUAAUGGAAUCAUCAAAACAUAAAGUUAUUGAUAGUGUUAAAACACGUUUACAAGAAUUAAUAAAAUCAUUAGAUAUUCUGUAUGAUAAAUUGGAUAAAGAAUUUAAUGAAAUAAUAACGAUAAAAAAUCUAGAAUCAAUUGGUUCAAUAAUAUCAGAAGGAUUUGAUGAUAUUUGUAAUGGACGUCCACCAUUUAAUCCAAUAUCCGAUCGAUCAAGUAAUGAUGAUGAUGAUGAUUAUAGUGAUGAAAAUGAAACCGAAGAAUUCGAUAAUGAUGAUGAUGAUGAUGUUGAUGAGAACGAAGAGGAUGAAAAUAGCCGCCAACAACGUGAAAAACAAGUUCAGGAUAUAAUUCGUAUGGUACAAUCAUCAUUCAAUAUGACACGAUGAAGAAAGAAA